AUGACAAGUCGAAUAAAGAUACCAUUUAAAUUUGGUGAAAAGAAGAUCAAUGAAUUAGAAGUUAAUGAAACAUCGAAAAAAGACGAUUUUUCAUUAAGUGAAAUUGUACGCUAUGGUUUUCCAUAUCGACCAACAACACUUGCUUAUGAUCCUGUACAAAAAAUUCUUGCUAUUGGCACAAAAAAUGGUAUUAUUAAAAUUUAUGGUGGCGCAUUCGUUGAAUGUUCAUUAGUACAUCCAACUGAAGUUGAAAUUGUUCAACUUGUAUUUCGUAUAAAUGAGGGUGCAUUGAUAAGUGCAUGUCGAGAUAAUUAUAUUCAUUUAUGGAGUUUACGUCAAAAGAAACCAGUUAUUGCUCAUUCACUUCGAUUUGUUAAAGAAAAAAUAAGCCGAUGUUUUCUUCCUCUUGCAUUUAAUUCCAAAUGGCUUUUAGUUGGCACAAUUAAUGGAAAUGUUUAUGUUGUCAAUCUUGACACAUUUACACUUUCAUCAUAUAAAAUCAUGUGGAAUAAUGCAAUUGGCAUGAGUAAAAGUACUCAUCCAGGUGUAGUUGUUGAUUUAAGUCAAAAUCCUGAUGAUCCAACACGACUUUAUAUUGGCUUCAGUACACAUUUAUCUUCACCUAAUACUGCUCCUAUUGGACAUGUUAUAUGUUGGAAUUUACAACAAAAAACAUCUGAAAGUGUUUAUACAUUACAACAUGGUUUAACAUCUGUAUCGUGGCAUCAUGAAGGAAGACAAUUUAUGUGUUCACAUUGCGAUGGUUCACUAUCCGUUUGGAAUUUACGAGCUACUGAGAAGCCUGUUAGCAUUAAUUAUCCACAUGCACGUAUAUCAAAAGAUGAACAACAUAAAUUUGGUUCAGUUUCAAAAGUGGUUUGGACUUCUGUUAAAAAUUCAAAUGAUCCAUUUAUUAUUUUUUCUGGUGGAAUGCCAGCUCAAACUGAAUCUCAACAAAGCCCAUCAACUAAUGCUGCAACUGGUACAACACCGUCCAAACCAUCAUCUUAUUUUUUAACAAUUCUUCGUGGUCCAACAACAAAUGUACUUCAUAUGGAUAAUGCUAUUGUUGAUUUUACUGUUAUAACAUCAUCUCCGCAUAUUGCUGAUAUACCUGAUCCAACGGCAGUUGUUGUUUUACUUGAGAAUGACCUUGUCGUAAUUGAUUUAAAAAGUGACAAUUAUCCACUUUUUGAAAGUCUUCAUACAGUGGAUCUUCACGAAUCACCUGUAACAUUUUGUGAUUAUAUAACAGAACCCAAUACAACUUUUUAUCAAAAUCUUCUUCGAUUACAAUCGAAACAAACACCAAAACGUACUUAUAGUCAACAGGAAAAUCCAGUAUCAGGUGGUAAAGCUGGUUCAACUAUUUUUGGAUACAAUGAAGUCAUUAUGACUGGACAUGCUGAUGGUUCAGUUAAAUUUUGGGAUGCAUCUGGUUGUAAUCUUUUAUUUUUAUAUAAAUUACGUACAAAUCGUUUAUUUGAUCGUAUUCAACCAGCAAAUCCAUCAUCAUCAUCAACUACAAAAGAUGUCAAUCCAACGUUUAAAUUAGAUUCACGAUCAUCACGUGCAAAUAGUAAUGCAGUUGAUGAACAAAGUCAAUUUCAACAACAAUUUAAUUCUUUAACUAUAUCAAAUGAUAUCAAUGGUUAUGAUAAUCCAUUUGCAAUUUAUUCAGUAAAAAUGUGUUGUGAUGGAAAAUAUUUAAUAGUUGCUGCACGUGGUGGUCAUAUAACAUUAUUUAAAUUUACGGGUUCAGAAUUAGAAAAAGCUGAUGAAGGUUUAGGAGAUUUAACAUGUAUAGAAAUUCCGAUAUUACAUCGGAAUUUAUCAGGUGAUCGUGAUGAUACAAAUAUAAGUGGAAAUAUAUCAACAUUAAAUGAUUCACAAUCAAGACAAAGUACAGAGAAAAGAGAAUUUAAAAGUUUAUUUCGCGCUAAAAUGGGUUAUCGUCGAAUGGCUGGUUAUCAACCAGAACUUGUUUGUUUAUUAUCAUGGUUACCAAAUGAUAGAAUUCCUAUGUUAACUGAUAUUUCAAUUAAUUCUAAAUAUGGAUUAUUAAUAUUUGGAUUAGAGAAUGGUCUUGUUGUCGUUGAUUAUUUAAGUCAAUCGAUUCUAAUGAAUAUGGCAACAAGUGAUCUUUACGGUACAAUGGAUCCAUUUCAGCGAACAACAGUAUCUCCAAAACGUCGUGGUACUGCCAAUGAUUGUAAUAAUGAUGAUCCAUCAUCAGGAGAUUAUCAACAACAACCUUUAUCACCUUCGUCUCAUGCAAAUGAAGCAGAAUCAUCAUCAUCAUCAUCAAAUGUUUUUUCAUUUGGAAAUUUCUCAUUUAAAAAAAGUUCGAAACCAUCUAAUCCAACAACACCUCGAAAUAUACCGAAUGAAAAUGAAUCCAUACAAAUAUUUCGUUCACGAUCCAUUGAUUCAUUAACUGAAAGUAAUCAAAAUAUAAAUUCAUGUUCAACAGGAGGUGGCGGUGAACAUCAAGCUUCAUCACAUGAAGAUAAACCACAAGCAACAUUAGCAAAACGAUUUCGUACACUUCGUAAACGUUUAUCACGUACAUCAAAUUCAAAUAAACAUGAUCAUACAGUUACACAUUGUAAAAUACAUCCAAAUGAAAAAGAUAAUAAUAAUAUUAAAAGUGGUGGUGAUAGUAGUGAAGCAAGUAGUGCAGGUGAAGAUUUAAAUCGAUUAUCAUUUACAGAAAUACCAACAUCAGAUUCCGAAGCACAAUCUGGAGAUUAUUUAACAGUAGCACCAGCAGUAUCAUUAAAAGUACAUCGUUCUUUACCAGUAGAAAAAACAGCAUCAACAAUACCAGCAGCAGAUGCAUAUGAAAAAACUGAUUCUUAUGAAAGAACGAGUGAGAAUCGUACUCUAUCAAAAACAUGGUCAUCAACAAAUUUUACUGCUGUUCAAUUACGUGGUACAUGCUCACUUGAAUAUAGUGAACAUAUGAAAGAUAAAUCACAUAAACGUAAAGCACAUAUGAUCGAUUUACGUAAAGAUGAUCAUCAAUCACAAUUAACACCAACUUCAUUGACACCUCUAAGUAAACAUUCAAUUUCAACACACUUUCAACAAGCUAUUUUAAUUACACUUUACUCAUACUUUUAUUAUAAGGGUCAAUCUUCGCCUCCUUCUACUGCUUCGACACUUGCAGAAAAACGAUCUCAGGCUUUGUCUGAUAUCAAUUCAUCUGUUUAUAAACCAUCAAAUGCUGAUCUUCCACGUUCAACAAGUAGUUCAAGUAUGGAUAAUAUAGUUUCAAAUGAAAGUGUAUGUGCUAUACAAUUUUCGGAAUCAUUUACUUAUAAAAAUGAUUUUACUAUUUCACCAAGUGUGUGGCUUGGAACAAGUACAGGUUGUGUUAUUGUUAUUAAUUUAAAUAUCAUAUAUGAACCUCGAAAUAUAAGUGUUGUACCAAGUGGAAGUGUAUUUCGUUUAUGUGGUCGUUUAUUGCAUAUUUCUUUUUUGGAUUAUAAAGGAAGUACAAUAGCAUCACCCAGUGAAAAAUGGGAUACGAAAAAAGCAAAAGCAACUCGUCGAACAGAUGGAUAUACUCAAUCUCAAGAUUCAAGUUCAUCAAUAGUAACGUCUUCCACAACUAGUUCAUCUUCAUCAGUAACAAAUACACCAAAAGAUAUUCAAUAUGCUGUUUUUUGCUCAUCAAAACAAGCUCGCGUUGUUUCAUUACCAUCACAAACUUGUAUAUCAAAACAAAAAAUUUAUGAUUCACCUGGUGCAUCAGGAUCCAAUGUUUUACGAGCAGCAGUUGUUAAAAUAUCAGGUGCUCCUUGUCUAGUAUGUUAUUUAUUACCUGGUCGUAUAAUUGUCUAUAGUUUACCGAGUUUACGUGAAUUAUUUAUUACAAAUCUUGAUCCAGUUAUUGAAUCAUUCCGAUCUUUGGUUGCUUCAACAUUUUCAUUUACUGAUCGAGGACAUGGACUUUACAUGUGUUCACCAACAGAAAUUCAAAAAAUUACGAUUGCUUCAGAUGUCAAAGAACAAAUCAGUGAAAUGCUUUGCGAAUUGUACAGUCCAUCAAUAGCAAUGCCUGAAGCACCAAAACAAAACUUUUUUGCUAAACUUUUUACUACAAAUUCCGUUCUUGAUUCUGAUCAAUUAUUUGGUGAUGCUGCUGGCAAAGCUCCAUUAGGCGUUGUUAAAAAAGAAGAUGUUAAUGUCAAUAUGAAUCAAUUGCGUGGUAAAGCUGAUUCAGCUGCUGGUGUUAUUAAUGAUACACGAAUGAAAUUACUUGAACGAGGUCAAAAAUUAGGUGAAGUUGAAAUAGCUUCAAAACAAAUGACUGAUCGUGCUGAAGAAUUUGCUAGUCUAACAAACAAAUUAAUGUUACAACAAAAAGAAAAAGCUGAAUGGUGGCCAUUUACAUCAAAGAAAACAUGA
This is a messenger RNA of Adineta steineri, 4416 nucleotides long. NCBI's taxonomy places the organism in Eukaryota, Metazoa, Rotifera, Eurotatoria, Adinetida, Adinetidae. The record is from the annotation of a GenBank genome assembly.